Penicillium malachiteum is the source of this 669-nucleotide messenger RNA. RefSeq lists its product as uncharacterized. NCBI's taxonomy places the organism in Eukaryota, Fungi, Ascomycota, Eurotiomycetes, Eurotiales, Aspergillaceae. The transcript has a single exon. Bases 1 to 669 code for a protein of 222 amino acids. The record is from RefSeq and is a predicted model, not a curated record.
AUGGAGCCAAUAAGUUCAACCGAUGGUUUCUCUAUCUUACCUCCUGGCUUACGUCAUAAUACUGGUCCAUCAGACUGUCAGCUGGAUCUAGAUGUGGAAGCGUUGUGGAAAGACUUUCCGGACGCCCCGACGCCGCCUCCUUGCCUUGCCACCGCAGAUACCACGCCACAUUACAAUUCGACAGCCAUUUCCCCCAACCCAAGACCUGAGAUUGAAUAUAUCUUAUUUUCUAUACCGGAAAGCAAACAUGGUUUCUAUUGGUUUGGACCAGAUCCAUUGGCGCCUGACACUUGUGCCGCGGAUAUUUUUUCCCACAUUUCCGCUUUCACUUUUAUGAGAGAAGUAGUCUGGAUCGAAUUCGAGCUUUGCAAAGUCAGCCUCAUUACGGGCGAGACGAUAGAGAGGCAUCUGUUUUAUCUUCCACGCCGACACUCAUUCCUUGGGAACUUGACCCAGAUCCGACGCCUUAUGCUGGAACAUAUCUCCAGCUAUGAUCAUGAAACUGCAACUGGUCUUUAUCGACUCCGGCUGUCGAUAUACCCACGACAAGGCCUCUCUCCGAAGUGCGAGAUCCGCAGUAAAGUGAUUUGUGGUGGUGAUUGUGAUGGGUCAGCACUAGACCCCAUCUUUUUUGUUCAAAAUGUGGCUGCAAACUUCCAGAAUCCCUGA